AUGGAUGAUACAAUGGAUGACAUGGAGAUGGAUGAUCUAAUAGAUUUGGUUGAUAAAUGUUAUAAAGAACUGCACACAGUGCCCUUAACUUACGAACAGAUCUACAAUCAAGAACAACGAGAACGAAAAAUUUUGAAGAUCGGCAAAACCAUGCAUUUCAAUGCAGAGUAUCUCGAAACGAAAAUUGGAGAAGCAAUCCUCAAGUUUUGGGAAAAUACUCAUGAUAGGGCUGAGAAGCAAAAUCUAAAUCCACAUUUUCUGAAAUUCCACGACAAGAAUCUGAAGGAACAAAUUCACCAAAGUUUGGAAAAAGGAUUGAAGAAAGGAAUGGAUUUGAUCGUGAGACAUGAUGUUGAUAAAUUACUCAAGCAAAUAGAGAAAGAGAAGAAGGAAAAAGAUCACAAGAACAAGCAAAAAGAGGAAAAUGUGAAGGAUUCAGGACAGGGCGAGGAUGGCCAACACACUGAGCUUCGAUAA
Caenorhabditis briggsae is the source of this 477-nucleotide messenger RNA. Bases 1 to 477 code for a protein of 158 amino acids. The transcript has 2 exons. The record is from RefSeq and is a predicted model, not a curated record. Lineage: Eukaryota; Metazoa; Nematoda; Chromadorea; Rhabditida; Rhabditidae.